This is a messenger RNA of Gasterosteus aculeatus aculeatus (three-spined stickleback), 8844 nucleotides long. Lineage: Eukaryota; Metazoa; Chordata; Actinopteri; Perciformes; Gasterosteidae. The record is from RefSeq and is a predicted model, not a curated record.
AGUGCUCACGCUGGCGAGUUAUUAGGCCCGGCAUUGUCUGGGGAUUUUUGAGCUUGUAUUUCCCGAGCGCUUCUGCUGCCGCCCGGUGGAUUUAAAUGUGCCUUGACAGCGGUCAGUGAACGCACCAGAUAUUCUCAGCAUGUCGAAAUGCUCACACCUUAAGGCUGGCGCAUGCUUCUGCGUCUGCGUCGCGCUGAAAACGCAGAGGCAAUACUAGGCUUUAGAUAGACCUUACAAAUCUGGUAAUUUUGCGAUAGAAUUAGCUAUGGGGGACAUUGCAUGAUAUGCAUGAAAAGUUUGAAUGUUUCUUAACAUUACUGAGGAAAUAGUAUAUCAAAUUAAAAACUCUGAUAAACUGAACAUUAUUCAUCAAGGCAAUGCUUGUUUGCAAGACAACAAUUCAAAUAUUAUAUGGAUUUCAUCCUGUGUGGUAAACUUGCGUUUGUACAACGUCAUUAAAAGGAAACAGAAUUGCUGCCUUUUUUGGGGGGCCAAGUGUUGUGGGCAGCGGGCUUUGUGCUGCAGGUGUCAUUCACACGCCCUGUAAUAACACUCGCGUGAAAUCAUGCUGUGAUUAUAACACGCAGGAAUGGAUUGAAAAGACAGGUAAUAGGCUUUGCCGGGGUCUUGAUCGCAAGAAUAGGAGACAAUUUGCUAAAUGUGUGAGGCUCAUCACUUGGAGAGGUCUGUGAGGAAUUACAGGAUUAAACGGGAGCUCUGUUUUUUGCUGCAUUGUUGGCUUUAUGGCUGCUUGCCCUUCCCCUGCCAGCUGAGAAACAAACCUUCCAUGUCGCAGACACUAUUAAACCCCCUCUACUUUAGAUUCAGUAUGACAGCUUGAUGGAUACAGUUGUUAUGCAACUGUACCUUUCAAUACUGUCUGUGUUUUUUCCUCAAGCGGAUGUGCUGCAAGUGACUUUUGGUGUGAAAACAACAAAAAGCAGAACUAGCCAGUGCUGGUUGCUGAUGCCAUCUAGUGGACAUGAGCAAGCAUGACAGUGUGGCCAUGAUUUUGUUGUGAGAUAUGAGAGGCAGCCUGGCCUGUGAAUAUCAUUGGUUGUGGAUUAUACUGACAGUACAGCGCUCAAUUUUACUAAUUAUUUUAUCAGCAUAGUUGUUGCAAGCAGUGUUUAUGUCAUAUCUCGUUUUCUUGUGGAUAAUUUAUGUGCAACGUUUCAGAAUGUGUGUGGGUUUUUUUUAUCGCACGCACAUGUAUCACAUGUGUUUUUGUGAAUCCCUCUGUGUAGUCUGUGUGCAUGAAAAGAUCUGUUAGCAAUGGGUGUAAUAACAAAGGAUACCAUUCAGAAUAGAUUGACAAUGACACCAAUGAAAACUAUAUACUUCCACUAGAUUUAGCUUGAUGCAUUUUGAUCAUUGAUCUGUGUUUUGGGUUUGUGAGAAAAAUUCAACAGAUCAAUGCGAUGCUGCUAAUUUUGUGGAGCAUGGACUUACCCAUCACUUAUUUUAUAAAGGAAUUCAAAUGAUGUUGCAACAUUUUCUCUACAUGAUUAUUUGGGCUACAUUGCCCAGAAUUCCUGAGUCAAACAGCGUGAACAUCACUGCGGUUCUGUUGUUGCUGUUACCAUACUCGUUGUUACUGUUUGUGUAGGUGUUGCUGUGUUUGUUAUUUGCUCUGCCAUACAGGCCCGCUCUACAGUUCUUCCAUUUUCUGUAUUUCACACUAACCGAACAAGCAGCACUUCAUUGCAGACAGUAAAUAUUUGAAGCAUUGAAGCACAUAGUUCACCGAAAAGGGAUUUGAAUGCUUUUGCAUUGUAUUUCAAUUUUAAUCUGCCUCCAAAUAUGAAAAAAAAGAAUUAUUAUUCAAGUUUAAAAAAAAAUAUGCUGGCAAUUCUUGUUGUUUUUAACAUGAGCUCCAGUGGAAGUACUUUUGUCAGACAUAAUCUGAGUCAAUAUGGGCAGUGAGCAGUUGGUCGUGGAGGAUUAGUGACUGAUUCACUGUUCGGUUUAACUGAGUUCAAACUGGUGAAGAGGUCAUAACCAGCUCAGCCGCAUCUGUUCGCAGCUGUCCACCUCCCUCCUUUGAUCAAAACUAAAUCCCUCCGUCUGAACAUGUUGACAAAAAUGAGAAGCGUUGACUUGUAUUCAUCAUUGUCAUGGAUAAUAUAUUUGGUCUCGCUAACAUUGAUGCAUGAAAGGCUUGCAAAUGGAAAAAUGAUCAAAAAUAGUUUCAUAUAAAAACACAUUCUUGCAGCUAAUAGGUACAAUGAUGCUGUCUGGAUUUAGGAGCUGAUUUUCUGACCUGUUGCAGCCGCUAAAUGAUGGAGAGUUAAGAGCACAGCAAAGUGCACUGGGACCGCAGGAAGUUGGCUAGUUCAACAUGUUCCACCUCCAACAUGAUUACGUGUGUGUAGUUCCUUGUUUAAAAUAACAUUAACAACUAAACACCAGUGACUCAUUACUUGUACAAUUUAGUUUCUAGAAGAAAAAAAACUUUAAUUGCAAUUGAUGAAUAAAAAUGUGCGAUUAAUUAGUACAAAAUCCAUUGUAACCUUAAAUAUUUAUUAGAGACAUUUAUAUAUUCAUAUUGUUGCAUUUCUUUAGUUUGAAUGCUCGUUGGGAAGGAAUGUCUGAAAAGAGCAGCAUAACUUUGUAGCAGAUCUGAUGUUGUAAAUGUCAUAUUAUUUGUACUGAAAUGAUUUGGAGUAGAUUUGGUAUUUUGCUGAAAUGCCAUGUAUUUUACAUUUUUUUAGAUUAAGUGGACUUUGCAGACAUUUCUGUCAGCUGUUGUAUUUCCUGUCUUUGCAAGAGUGUUUUUCAUGCUGCACAUUUAGAUUUAACGUCAACUACAAUAGCGGUUAUUACAUCAGCUAGGGAUUAUUUCAGAAUCACUAAAUCCAUAGAAAAACACGAUGAUUGCCAAAGCCUGUCAUUUUUUCCCCCCACACACACAGCUUUGCUGAUAGUUCACAUGACAUGCUUCCUGCUACAAAGGCGAGGCAUGCUGUUCUUGUCCCAAGAUUAAAUUGUGAAAUUUGCUUUGUCCAGAGCGGUUGUGGGGUUAUCGAGAUGAGCUGUAGGUUACCUUGUGAAGCCAGCUGACGGCCAGACUCGCUUCCUUUCCCUGGACGAAUCCUAAAGGAGCUUACACUCUAAUAUCCUGAUGGGGGGAAAAAGGGUUUGCUUUAAGCUCGAUGAACGCUUCCGAUCACAGCAAAGGAUGCUGUGAAGGUUUGAGGCGAAAUCCAAACGGCUUCUUCAAAAAAGGGACCUUUUUUGACGCCAACCUGUUUUGAAAACGUAUAUUUUUGUAUGUUUUUCCUCUUUUUGGAGGGGGGUCAUAUUUUCUAAACACGAUAGCUGGCAAGCUGGAUGCAGGAUGAUGAAGAUGUCGAUGUGAAGAAAGUUUCGGACUUAACGUUUGCCGACCAAAAGUAACUUCCAGACAUGAUUCCCGCCAAGAUGUUAGUGUACAGGCUGCCCGAUGGAGAAACACAAACUCAGAUGAUUUCAAACCCAAGAAGGCGCAAGAAAUCAACCGGGGAGCUCUUUCAGAAUGGCUACAGGGUCAGGGUGGGACACGUCACCGAGAAAGAGGACCAGGACAGCCUCUGCUACCGCCUGGGUUCAUGCUUCCAUGUAAUCUCCUAUUGGGGCUUGAGGUUUUUAAGGGCCUUAAGGUUGAUACAGUUCUCAGAAAUUUUACAGUUUUUGAAUAUACUGAAGACAAGUAACUCGAUAAAGCUGGUGAACCUGUGUUCAAUCUUCAUAAGCACAUGGCUAACAGCAGCAGGAUUCAUCCAUUUGGUGGAAAAUUCUGGGGAUCCUUGGGAAAACUUCCAAAAUUCCCAGACACUUUCCUACUGGGAAUGUGUCUACUUACUCAUGGUUACGAUGUCCACUGUUGGCUAUGGAGACGUUUAUGCAAAAACCACCCUGGGCCGUCUGUUCAUGGUCUUCUUCAUCCUUGGUGGUUUGGCCAUGUUUGCGAGCUACGUCCCUGAAAUCAUAGAGUUAAUAGGAAACCGCAAGAAAUAUGGUGGUUCCUAUAGUGCGGUUAAUGGGAGAAAGCACAUCGUGGUCUGUGGUCAUAUUACUCUUGAGAGUGUGUCCAACUUUCUAAAAGACUUCCUACACAAGGACAGGGAUGAUGUCAAUGUAGAAAUUGUUUUUCUUCAUAAUAUUUCCCCUAAUCUUGAGCUGGAAGCCUUGUUCAAGCGCCACUUCACUCAGGUGGAGUUUUAUCAAGGAUCCGUCCUGAACCCACACGACCUGGCCAGAGUUAAGAUUGAAUCAGCUGAUGCUUGUUUGAUCUUGGCCAACAAAUACUGUGCCGACCCCGAUGCUGAGGACGCAUCCAACAUUAUGAGAGUAAUAUCGAUCAAGAACUACCAUCCCAAGAUCAGAAUCAUCACUCAAAUGUUGCAGUACCACAAUAAGGCCCACCUUCUGAACAUCCCGAGCUGGAACUGGAAGGAGGGCGAUGACGCCAUUUGCCUCGCGGAGCUAAAGCUGGGCUUCAUUGCUCAGAGCUGCCUGGCCCAGGGCCUCUCCACCAUGCUGGCCAACCUUUUCUCCAUGAGGUCCUUCAUCAAGAUUGAGGAGGACACGUGGCAGAAGUAUUACCUAGAAGGAGUAGCCAAUGAGAUGUACACAGAGUACCUAUCGAGUGCCUUUGUGGGCAUGUCCUUCCCUGUGAUUUGCGAACUCUGCUACGUGAAGCUAAAGCUGCUACUGAUAGCUAUAGAGUAUAAGUCUGAUCAAAGGGAAUGCAGCACCCUGAUAAACCCCGGAAACCACGUGAAAAUGCAGGAGGGGACGUUGGGCUUCUUCAUUGCAAGUGAUGCCAAAGAAGUGAAGAGGGCGUUGUUUUACUGUAAAGCCUGCCACGAUGAUAUUAGUGAUCCCAAAAGGAUUAAGAAAUGUGGGUGCAAGAAAUUGAUAUAUUCCAGGAAGCUCGCCUACAAGAAAAUAAGACUGGCAUGUUGUUUUGAUUGCGGCCGCUCAGAGCGGGACUGCUCUUGCAUGCCAGUUAAUGUGCGUUGUAACAUGGACUCCCCUCAACGCGACAUCCCACUCUCUGCUGUCUCUGUUAAUGAUUGCUCAGCCACUUUACGUGCCUCUAAAAAUAGCUAUAAUGGAUAUAUCAAAUCAAUUGAAGAGGACCAACAGUCUGCGUUGUCGCCCAAAAAAAAGCAACGCAACGGAGGCAUGAAAAAUUCUCCCAACUCCUCACCCAAGAUCAUGAGACAUGACCCGCUCCUCAUCCCGGGCAACGAGCAGAUUGAGAACAUGGACGAGAACAUAAAGAAGUACGACUCCACGGGGAUGUUUCACUGGUGCCCGUCCAAAGACAUCGAGAAGGUCAUCUUGACUCGCAGCGAGGCAGCCAUGACGGUUCUGAGCGGUCACGUGGUCGUGUGCAUAUUUGGAGAUGUCAAAUCUGCGUUGAUCGGUCUCCGGAACUUUGUCAUGCCUCUGAGAGCGAGCAACUUUCACUACCAUGAGCUCAAGCACAUCGUGUUUGUCGGCUCACUGGAGUAUCUGAAACGGGAGUGGGAGACGCUGCACAAUUUUCCAAAGGUCUCCAUUUUACCCGGCACGCCGCUGAGUCGGGCGGACCUGAGGGCCGUCAACAUCAACCUCUGCGACAUGUGUGUCAUCCUGUCAGCCAAUCAGAACAAUAUUGACGACGCGUCACUGCAAGACAAGGAAUGCAUCUUGGCGUCACUCAACAUCAAGUCCAUGCUGUUUGACGACAGCAUCGGGGUCUUGCAGGCUAAUUCCCAAGGCUUCACACCACCAGGAAUGGAUAGAUCGUCUCCUGAAAACAGCCCAGUCCAUGGAUUAGUGAGGCAGACUUCCGUCACUACUGGAGCCAAUAUUCCCAUCAUAACCGAACUAGCACCAUUAGCAAAGCCAGGCCAAAAACUGCCUGUGAUUUCAUUCAGUCAGGAUAAAAGCAGUGGGACCAGCAUACAAAUAAUAACUGAGCUGGUAAAUGACUCCAACGUUCAGUUCCUGGAUCAAGAUGAUGACGACGACCCCGACACGGAGUUGUACCUCACUCAGCCGUUUGCCUGUGGAACAGCCUUCGCAGUCAGCGUGCUGGAUUCCUUAAUGAGUGCUACAUACUUCAAUGAUAAUAUCCUCACCUUGAUCCGGACGUUGGUAACUGGCGGGGCGACGCCGGAGCUGGAGGGGCUGCUGGCAGAGGAGAACGCGCUUCGGGGCGGCUACAGCACGCCACAGACGCUGGCGAACAGGGACAGGUGUCGUGUGGCACAGCUGGCUUUGUACGACGGGCCCUUCGCCGACCUCGGGGAUGGCGGUUGCUACGGUGACCUGUUUUGUAAAGCCCUGAAAACAUACAACAUGUUGUGCUUUGGUAUCUAUCGGUUAAGAGACGCACAUCUAAACAGCCAAAGCCAAUGUACCAAACGGUACGUCAUAACCAAUCCACCAUAUGCGUUUGAGCUGGUGCCCUCAGACCUCAUAUUCUGCCUGAUGCAGUUUGACCACAACGCAGGCCAGUCUCGGACCAGCCUCUCCCACUCUUCCCAUUCGUCCCAUUCCUCCAGCAAAAAGAGCUCCUCUGUCCACUCCAUCCCGACCACCAACCGCACCAACCGCGCCCGAAGCAGGGACUCACGGGACAAACAAAAUGCAACAAGGAUGAAUAGAGUGGGCCAAGAAAAGAGGUUUACAGAUGAGUCGGAGAAUCCGCAGCAGAGGACCAUACAGAUGAAGCCUGUGAAUACGCUCUCCACCAACCAAGUCAGUCAGCAUAAAUCCACAUGCAGCUUGAUUGCACCCAUCAGAGAAGUAGAAGACGAGUGCUAAGCGGACGCUUGGACCCCCAGAAGAGACUUGAGUCGUACUCUCAUCUGCAAACAAACACAUGCUGCUUUCCUCAUUCACCUCCGCGGCAAGCGGAAUCACACACAAGAUACAGAUUAAAUAUAGAUGUAGACAAUCCUAGUCAAAUGUUGCAACCACUCAACUUUUAGUCUGCACAGCUAAUAUUGUGGCAUCCGGACUCCAUGACUUGUCUGUUGCAUUUCGGGGAAUGAGGGCCGGUUGAAGGAGAACAGCAAUGACUACUGCUACAAAAAGCGCAGAUUAGAAAAACUGGAUCAAGUUUUGCAGUUGCCUUUUAAGCUGUUGGUUAACAACUACUUCUGCAUUGACUAUACCCAGUGUUAGUUAUUCUGUACAGUGUGUUAAAAUGUGUAUUUCCAGCUGCAAUCCCACCACAAUGGCAUUGUUAGUGACUGAGGCCCGAUCCCAAUGUUCUGACUCAAGAUCUCGUAAAGUCUGCAGGCCUGCGGCGGUCCCGCUGUUAAAUCCUCAAGCCCUUUAUGCACACUUUGCCUGAGGGAAUUACCCAGAAACCGGGUAAUAGCGUUUUCCCUUUAAACACUGGGUAGCCUGGAGGCUUUCAAAAAAUAAGAUAAACAAAGAAUGGCACACGACUGUUCUGCCUGUAAAACAUUCUACACACCUGGUGUGUUUAUCAAACAUUUUAUUUACUUUGACCGAUGCGUAAACACUUCAUCUACCGAGUCAAGACCCUAGAAGGCGUUCAAAUCAGGCAACGUAACAAAAGGCCUCAGUCGCACAUCACAGUGCCGUGCUCUUCGUAUUCACACAUGGGGAUUGGGCCUGACUCAGUGAUUCCUUUGCCAUUUAGAGCUAAUUCACAACAUUUGUGACAGUUAUGACGGCCAGCGUCUGUGUGUAAAUGGCAUUUGGCUCCAGCCUUAUCAUUUACAUUAGUCUUAUUUUGCCUUUUCGAGUUGUUUGUUAUAACUGUUUUGAUUUUUCUGUUUGGUUGCAAUGUCCAAAACCCCAUAAAUGAUUUUAAGCAAAGCCUUCAAGUAUCUACACAAUUUCUCCAGGUUUAUUCUUUCAAAUGAUGAUAGAGCUGUUUUGUCAACAAAGUAACAGUGACAUAUUCUUUACUUAACGCACCAUAGAGAGCAAAUCUAUACUAUGGUUUAGCAUCAUAAAGUCUGAAGAUGUGAAAGCCUCAUGUCGCAUGAAGUGGGCAUCUUCAAGUCCUCCUUUGGCUGUAAGCACUGCCUGACACAGGAUUGUCAUGGAGGCCAUUAGGCGUUUGUUUUCACUCCAUGACCAAUCCCAUUUCCACAUGUUGAUGCUUUUAGUAGAUACAGGACAAACAGCUCUAUUAUAAUACAUCAUUUGGGCUUUUUAUGUGUUCUAAAAGAUUCUGCUGGUAAACCGUCUUGGCAAUCUAUUACAUAUCUGAUGUAUUUAUGAUACUCUUAUUUUGUACAAUGCAAACUGAGGAUUUUAGUGGCACGGAGCGUCCGACUCCGUGCCAUGAAUGUGCUGGGCAGUGCUUACGUCAACGGAGGACUCAAGAAGACCCACCGCUGCGAAAAGAGGCUUUAACCGAAUUUAAGCAAAAUGUAAUUUUGCAGAGAAACACACAUUUACCGCAGAGAUCUUGUUUUUAUUGUUUUGUUUUUUAAGCUGUAAUUUCCUGGAGAUGAUUAGAAUCUUUAGUAAAUUUAAAGUCUUAAAACUUAAAUGAUGCAUUGUCAAAGGCAGAACCUGAUAGCUAUUCAUUUUAUGUACUCGUCAAAUCAAUCAAUCCAAAUGUAAAGCUUUAUGUAAAAUAUUAUUUUCUAGUCUUGACAAUAACUGGGGUUGAGAGGCAUUCAGCAUUGCGGUUUAUUUUGUGAAUUUCUUUUUAGCACUGACUUGUAGAAACAAUGACAGUGCUAAGCUGAUAUUUCUGACUAUGUCAUAUUAAUCAAUAUAGUUUAUUGUCUUGUACAAAUAGGCUUGUACAUAAAAUUGUACAUGAUUUCAUUUUGUAUUUUCACAAAUUAAAAGCUGAUGUAUUGUGUUCUA